Messenger RNA from Ahaetulla prasina, 4117 nucleotides. It is a transcript of the gene TMEM200B, whose product is annotated as transmembrane protein 200B. The record is from RefSeq and is a predicted model, not a curated record. The transcript is spliced from 3 exons. NCBI's taxonomy places the organism in Eukaryota, Metazoa, Chordata, Lepidosauria, Squamata, Colubridae. The coding region runs from base 599 to 1945 and encodes 448 amino acids.
GUGGGUCGGGGGGAGAAAGCGGCAAGUACAGUCCCUGGGCAGGACUGGGCGCACGACCGCAAGAGGAGACCGGAGCGGAGCUGAGCCAGGCUGGGCGCAAAACGAGCCGACUGCGCGCCAGGGAAAGGACGGCGCAAGGCAAGGCGGGUUCCCGUCUGGCUCCCAGGCAGGGAAUCAUCAGGAUCAGGAUCAGGCGGGCUGCAACGCGGCGCGGUCCACCUUCCCUCCCCGUUUCCUUACCGCCUGUCUCCCAAUUUGGGGAGGGGACGGGGGGCAUCGCUGUUCCGACCAUCUUGCUCUCCGCGGGGGCGGAGGGGGAAGCUCUCCGGCCGUUUGGCAAGCCGCGGUCGGCCCGGAAGGCGCCUCUGUGCCGGGUGGGAGGAGGAGAAGCAAGAGACCCCCCCCACUUUCCCCGACCGGCCCCCGGAGCGACGGUCGAGACUGUGGGGAGCCCGACAGCGGGGCGGAAGAUGACCCAAGAACAAGCUGGGAAGGUACAGUUUUACUUCUUCAUCUUUUCUUCUGGGAGACGAAACCCAGGAGCCAAGAAAAUGAUGGGCAAGGAAGAACAUCAAACAAGAAGGAAUUAAUGUGAUGGAUGAACUCCUUUGCUGAUGACAACCCAAGAGGAACUGACCAUAUAACUGAAGUUGCCGAAGCCAUGAAGACCCACAACACGCCAGAGAAGAAAACAUCAGGCUCUUCCGCGCCUUCUCGGUGGCACAGGGGCAGGUUUCGGCGCAAGCCCUCCCCGCAGACGGUGGUGAAGGGACAGCUUCGGAUGCGCUCACCCUCAGGAGUCUUCGUGAUGGUGGGGAUCUCGGUGGUCUUGGUGGGAAUGACCAUUGCCGUGAUCGGAUAUUGGCCUCACCGUACAAAGUCCGGCAGCGGCAGGCCAGGGAGCUCCAAUGUCACCGGAGACAUCAGGAAGGAAAUGAAGGUUUCUCCCCAAGCUCGCUCCAUCAUCCACAGUGAGAAAUUGAAGCUCAUUGGGCCGGUCGUCAUGGGCGUGGGUCUCUUUAUCUUCAUCUGCGCUAAUACGAUGCUGUACGAAAACCGAGACAUGGAGACUCGCUUGUUGAUGCAGCAGGAGCUCUAUUCCAUGGGCCUGAAUUUCCCGCAGGACCCGGAACCCGCCAGCGAUUACUUUCAAAGGAGAAGGACCACCUCCUCCACCCUCAGGGACAACGCUGAAUGUGUAGAAGGCUACUACGAGGUGGACCUUUCUUCCAGCGGCUUCCAGUCUUGUUCCAGCCCCGUGAAGAAAUGGGUCAACAGCUGCAAUUCCAGCAGGCUCCAAACCACGGCCCAAUUCUUUCAUCACAAGAGCAUCUCACCCUCACUGUCUCUCUUGAGCAUCCGUUCGGACUCCGGCAAUGCCGUGCCGGAGAACGGAGCCUUCUCCUUCGCUCGCGGAGCAGAAUCCGUUCUCUCUACAGCUGUCAACGCCCUGCCUUUGCCUCUCAUUAAGCUGAACAACUGUCUGCUCGAAAAGCAGAGCGUUUCUCGGGUGGGUGUCCACGAGUUGAAAAGCAGUUGUAGGUUGCCAGAGGAGAAGGAGGAGGUACGGAGACUGUCGUGGGCUUUCCUGCCUGGAUGCAACCGCGUUCUGCCCAGGGACGACACCCUUAGAGGCAGCCACGUAGUUAUCGAUAUGGAUAGCACGCCCCACUCAGGCACCUUGGUGGAUAACUUUCAUGAAUGCACAAAGAGAGAGUUCCCAAAUUCGGGCCAUUCGAAAUCCUUGGAUCUCGGCCAGCCAAGAACGGCAUUGGUGGCACCCAGCAUAGACAGGAAACACAGGAGCUGGCCUAGGCUUGAUCACAUUGACCUACUCAACUAUGCAAAACUGGAAAGCCAAGGCGAGUCUUCUGACAGGCUUUUGGGAGCCUCAAAAGAGCUUUUUAGGGGGGGAGCAUUUCCUUAUCCCAGGAAAUUCCUAUGAAAACAGGUCCUAUCAUUUGAUCCGGCACCCCAAGGAAACGGUGUUGUCUUGGCUACGUCAGAUUUUAGGCAUUGCCCAAGAGUGAGGCUGGGGGCAGGCAGGCUGAUCAGUAUUUGCCAUGAAGAUUGCAACGCUGGCUGUUUAAUUCAUCAGCCAAGGUCUGUUGCCGACGGAGACAUAGUUUGGAUGGCUUUCUUCCCAAGGGGCUCAUGCGGGUUUUUUUGCCUUAACUAAAAAUCUGAUCGUGGAAAAAAAUAUUGCUCUGGAUGGACUUACACAUUCCAGGUUGCGUACGUCUGUGUAGGAACACAAACCCCGUUUGUGGGUCGGGUCAGUGAGCCUGAAGUUCCAUGUCACGCAACUGAGCUGCUCACCAUGCAUUUGUAAGGGCUGCAAGGGGAAAGUGAGCAAAUAGCCCGAUUUCGGAAAUGCUAAAGUGAUGCCUCCUAAAAUCACAAAGACCUGGUUUUCAAAAAAAAAAAUAAUAAUCAUGAAGUCGCACUUUUAUACAGGGAUGCAGGUUUCUCAUUUCGUCGAAGCUCAGCUACAGUUCCUGCCUGAGGUCUUUUAAUGCUCGGUUAGGAAUAGCGGUUUAUCUUUUUUCUUUUAAAGACAGUUUAAAUACACUUGUAUUGCUGAUCUCAUAAUUUGGAAGCCCGUGGUUUCUAAAGUAAAAAAACAACAACAAUCCUACAAAUUAAUCGGUGUUUCUUCUUUAUGUGCUUUAUUUUUAGGGAAUCAAUGAGUGUGUAAAAUGUCUACAAAGGUUCUCAGUCAUCCAGGUUUUUUUUUUAAUUUGCAUUUAUAUUCCGCCCUUCUCCGAAGACUCAGGGCGGCUUACACUAUGUUAGCAAUAGUCUUCAUCCAUUUGUAUAUUAUAUACAAAGUCAACUUAUUGCCCCCAACAAUCUGGGUCCUCAUUUUACCUACCUUAUAAAGGAUGGAAGACUGAGUCAACCUUGGGCCUGAUGGGACUAGAACCUGCAGUAAUUGCAAGCAGCUGUGUUAAUAACAGACUGUCUUAGCAGCCUGAGCCACCAGAGGCCCUAAGGUGCUUUUUCCAAAAGCAACUGGAUAUUCUAUGAGGGGUUUUCCCACCCCCUUUGAAAAUGUUUUGCUUCUCAUCAAUGAACUGAAGAAGCUUCUUAGAUGAGAAGCGAAAUGUUUUCAAAGGGGGUGAAAAAAGGCCAGAUUCCUUUUGGAAAAAGCACCUUUGGGAAUGUGUAAAAAACCCUUCAAAGUAGUCCAUGUCAGUCUCCAAAUUUUACUGGCAUUCUACUUUAUUGAUAAGAAUGUAACAUCUUGAAAACUUAGCAAAUCUUCUCUCCCCUUCUUAUAACAAAGAGAAUCGAGAAUGGGAAAUAUUGAGUUUCUUCCUCACCCCAUUCUCACUUUUGGGACUAAACUGUUGUUUAUUGAUCAAUUGUUGAAUAUAUCUUCCUCAAGGCCACUUCCAUUGGCCACUACAACAGGAUUAUUUAAAGCUUGUCUCAUACUAUUUCAGGUUAAAGUAAUUAGUGAUGCCAUAUGUUUAUGGGGUUUCUCAGCCAUCCAGGUCAUGGUUGUCCCAAAGGUGCUUUCUUAAGCGGCAACUGGACUUUCUUUGUUUUUCCUUCUCAUCCAAAAAGCUUCUUCAGAACUGAACUGAACUGAAGAAGCAUUUUGAAUGAGAAGGAAACGUCUUCGAGGAAAAACAAAGAAAACCCAGUUGCCUCUUGAAAAAACACCUUUGGGAGAGUGAUGCCAUAAUCAUUUUCAAUUGAUCCCAUCUCCUUACAUUUCCUCUUCUGUUAAUCUUUUAAUUUCAGGAUGGAUGGCAGUCCAUAAAUAGAUGGGAUAAAGCACUAAAAUGAUCUGAAGAGAACCAAAGCUUUGAAAGAUUAAAAUAGCAGUAGCCAUCACACACGAAGAGACGCAUAAGAGGGAGGUAUUUAAAUAAGGACCAGUUGGACACAGCUAGAAGAGGAUGCUUAAAUCUUGAAUGCCAGAGUAAAAAUAAAAGCAAACAAGGGUGGCAGAGGAAGGCUUUCCAAAGUUAGACCAUCGUGUUAAGAGAAGAAUCUCUAGAGAAGAAUCCAUGAGAUGAUCAGGGCCAUCCCACAACAUCUAAUGUUAGGUUGUUGUUAUUAGUUGUGAAGUCGGGUCCGACCCAUCACGAUCCCAUGGACAACG